AUAUAUAUGGUAAUAUUGCAUCAGCCAGAGAGAGAUAUAUUAAAGUGUUAGUGUCGUAGUGUCUGGCACACUGCUCCACCUCACAAUACGCUCACUACUACACUUUUCUCUUUGAAAAUGAAGGUUUUAGCCUCGAAAAGUGACCCUCCUCUUGGGGCAAUUUUAACCUGUUCUAAGGUUGGUAUAUCAGUGGAGUGGAGUGAAGAAACCGGUUUAGCCCUGAGUGACACCUUCAGCGUCACCUCGUCACAUGGUAUAUCCAGACACCUGGCUAGAGUGAAUCCUUCCCUGGACUUGUAUCCUAGUCAUAUUCUUCAUCGAACUGAGAGAGUCUGCCGAAAGUUGAAAUUCACGAAAAUCAAAACCAUUUUCCCCACGAGAAAUACACCUACCGUCCGACUUACAACCUGCUCAACAUACGUCCACUCGACUUAUGACCGUGCUUCUGGCAGCCCAGUUGAUGCAUGCUACUGUACAAUAUUUGACAAUACUCGUGGCAGCAACGAGCCAUGCAGGCAGCAUCAGUUUGAGUUACCCUGCCCUAUCAGCAGCAUCAUACUGUAUUAACUGUACUAACUGGACAGUGAAUUUCACCAUGGCUCCUAAGAGGAAGUCUGAAUUUUGCACUGGAGUUUGUGGCAAGAAGGCAAGAAAGGCUCUUACUCUCGAACUCUAUUUGUUUUCACUGUUGCACAUAAACCUGUUUGUAUCUGUCUGCCUGUAUAUCUGUCUCUGUCUAUAUCUGUCUGUCUGUCUGUCUGUUUAUCUGUCUUUAUGUCUUCCUGUGUGUGUGUGUCUUUCUGUCUACCUGUGUGUGUGUCUGUCUGCUUGUCUCUGUCUCAGAGCCGCUUAUGAACCAACAGGUAUUACACACGAAGCAGAGUCGUCACAUCUUCAAUAUGAUGCUAAUAUUGCUGUACGACUUAUUUAUCUAUCACAAUUCAUUUAGAGAGAAUGGAUCAAAGUAGAAUGACAGGGAGAGCAUAUAAAUCUGUAGGGG
Molecule: messenger RNA, 1000 nt
Organism: Cherax quadricarinatus
Lineage: Eukaryota; Metazoa; Arthropoda; Malacostraca; Decapoda; Parastacidae
Source: RefSeq, a predicted model, not a curated record